GCUUUAUAAUCCGCAAUGGAAAUUGAGUUGAGAAGAAAACACAAAGAUGAUUGUGAUGAGUGAUGACCUGAGGCUGAGACCUAACGCGGCUGUUUGAGGCGGUGCGCGGCUUCGGUUUUCGUUAGUAUUCUUUUGCUGUCAAAAUUUUGAUUUUUCAAAGGCUUGAAUUUUUCUGAAGUAAACCACUAACGAGAUUGAAUUAGAACCAUGAAACCUGUUGAUUGGGAGCAAGAAUUGAAUAAGUAUCAGAAUAUUAUGGCCUCAGGGACCAAGUCUAUGAAAAUAAAAGCAAUGGUCAUGCUGGCCCGUUUCUCCAAACAUGCCCCUGAGCAUGUGUUAUCUUGCACCAUUCCCAUUCUCACUGAGAUUCUUGGUGAUGCUAUUUCAAAUGAUUCCGCUCCUUCAUUUCAAGAGGCUGCUGCUUAUUGCUUGAAGUGUAUUGCUUGUAGAGGAAAUGGUCAAUUGGCAAUUGAAAUUGCUGAACACGGUGCCGCUCAUUCUUUGAUGAGGUUGUUGCCUCAUUCUGAUGGAAGGAUGAAGAAAGUCCUGAUGAAGUUUUUGCUGGUUAUUGUUAGUUUUUGUGAGGAAAGUAGGAUAGUGGUUGCUACCAAUGGUGGGGUGGAAAUCAUAAUCAGUUUGUUGAAUUCUUGCACUGAUGAUACUCGGUGGUAUUUGUUAGAGAUUUUGAGUGUGUUGGCAUUGAGGAGGGAUGUUAGGAAGGCGCUCGUGAGAUUUGAAGCUCUUAAUUUUGUUGUGGAGGCUGCUGGUGUUGGGAGCAUAGUCUCUAGGGAAAGAGCUUGUCAAGCAAUUGGGUUGCUUGGAGUCACGAGACAGGCUAGGCGUAUGCUUGUUGAAUUGGGAGCAAUAGAGGCGCUUGUGGAAUUGUUUCAUAAUGGAGAUUACACCACGAAACUUUUGGUUGGUAAUUCUCUUGGUGUGAUAUCUGCUCAUGUUGAUUACAUUAGACCAGUUGCUCGAGCUGGGGCUAUCCCACUUUAUGCUGAGCUUCUUCAAGGACACGAUCCUUCUGGUAAGGAGAUAGCCGAGGAUGUGUUUUGUAUAUUGGCUGUUGCAGAGACUAAUGCUGUAGAAAUUGCGGGGCAUUUGGUGAGAAUCCUUAGAGAAGGUGAUGAUGAAGCAAAGGCAUCUGCUGUUGAUGUGAUGUGGGAUCUGUCAGGUUACAAGCACUCUACAUCUGUGGUUCGGAAUUCAGGUGCAAUUCCUAUUCUUGUGGAGCUUUUGAGGAAUGGAACUGAAGAAGUAAAGGUGAAUGCUUCUAGGGUGUUUGCUCAGUUAAGUUAUGAUGGGGAAGACAGAAUGGCAUUUGCUGGUGCAGGGGCAAUUCCAAUUCUUAUUGACUUGAUGAACGAUGUUGAUGAUGUUGACGAGGUUGAGGAACUAGGGCAUAAUGCUGCAGAGGCUCUUGUCAAUUUUUAUGAAGAUCCAUUGUAUCAUGACAGAGUAUCUGAUGCAAUUAAUGUUCCUUUGUUCAGAAACAUGCAGAAUAGAUUAAUUCUUAUUCGUUCAUCAAAUGAGCAUAUGGCUAGAUCCUUACGAAGGAUGAGUGUUGAGCAGCUCACUCGAAACCUAGAUCUUGUAUAAUCGUUUUAAGGGUAUGUUUUGAUCUCAUAAAUCCUUUGCAAAAUAGGGAUCAAUCUCGAGUUAUUUUAGUUUAACCCUCGAGUAUAGACUUGUGUUGUCAUGAGAAUUGGGUGAGGGGGGGCGGGGGUAUCCCUUAGCCUGAGAGAGAACUUUCCAAUGCAAAGAUAAUCCUUGAUAACUUUGCUGUAUAUUUCUAGAAGUUUGCAUACACACAUAUAAAGGAGUGAGCAGAUAACCUUGUACUUGUAGGAAAGUGCUUGAAUUUGUAUAAUUUUGCUGCCAAAUGUCAACCAUGAUGUUAUCAGUAAUAAUGUUAUUCUGAAUCUCUGAUGAAUCAGAAAUAGCCAUUCCUUUUAUUUGUCUCCUUGUUUGAUCCAGCCACAAGGACACUUGCAUUUUGGCUCUCUUGCCUAAAUCAUUUUGUAAAAUAUUAGCCAUUAUUUUUGAAUUUUCCUUAGCUUCUUUAGUGUGUCUACAUCCUCCAUAAAACUCUACCACCCCAUUGUUUUCAUUUGGGCUAAGGCAAUGCUUCAUCUGUGUAGAGGAUGGACCCUUAAGUUCUACUACCCUACUUAUACAGCUCAACCGUUCUUAAACUCUUUAUUUGGGAUCUUCUGGCUUUAAUGCAAGAUUAUAUCAUAUUUAAAAGGUCGUCCAUUUUUUUAAU
This is a messenger RNA of Abrus precatorius (Indian licorice), 2269 nucleotides long. RefSeq names its product vacuolar protein 8. The transcript has 2 exons. Gene Ontology annotation, molecular function: protein binding. NCBI's taxonomy places the organism in Eukaryota, Viridiplantae, Streptophyta, Magnoliopsida, Fabales, Fabaceae. The coding region runs from base 208 to 1602 and encodes 464 amino acids. The record is from RefSeq and is a predicted model, not a curated record.